AUGUCGAGCCGACAGCUUCGGAAGCUCCAGAAGCAAAGAGAGUUGGAGGAGGCUCAGCGACUCGCAGAGAAGGAAUCGGAUGAGAGCGAGGAGGAGGUCGCGCCUAUUGCUGCUCCGAAGCCUCGGGUGAGCCUCUUUGCGGCUCUAGGUGGCGACGACGGUGAUGAUGCGCAGGACGAGGAUGAGGAGCAAGAGGAGGAACAACAGGUCAAGGAGGAAGUGAGUGAAGAGCAGCAGCCGACUACGUCAGUGAAGAGCAAGAAGAAGAAAAAGAAGAAGAAGAAGAAGGCUUCUGCUGCUGUAGUACCGGAUGUUGAGGAAGAAGAGGAUGAAAUCGACAAGGCCAUCAAGGAACUCAACAUCACCACCAACGCACAAGACACCUCAGCAGCUUCUUCAACUCAAUCAACCCGGAGGAUCAACGAGCUACUAACAAUAAACCCAUACCACCUCCGUGCUGUCAACGAGAUGCGCAACCUCUUUGGCCGCGACGUCAUAGAAUCCGCCGAAGCAGAAGAGGAGCAAGAACGCAACCGAAACCGCCGCGGCCAGAUGCAGCGCGAAGUCGACCUCGAGACAUUCCUCCGCUCGCCGCCAGGUGCCCCAAAGCUUCCAGAGGUGUCGCUGCGCCGCAACGUCUUUAUCCAGGGACGGGAGCACUGGCCGAGGCAGAGCGCCGGAGGUCUCACGAUGAAGGAGGUGGGAAGGGCGCCCGACGGGUCGUGGACCGAGUAUGCGUAUUUCCACGACAAGAACUAUGAUGCCGUGCAGGCCUUCUUUUUCGCCUGUGUGCACAUUGGUGAUCCUAUGCGCAUGGUUCAUCUGCUCAAGGAAGUCCCAUACCAUGUAUCGACACUCCUGCAGGUCAGCAGCGUCGCCAAGCAGGACCAGAACAUGGCCCUCGCCGCCGAACUGUGCGAGCGAGCCCUCUUCACCUUUGGUCGCGUGACCACCUCGGCCUUCCGCCAGAACAUUGAGCAGGGCAAAGCACGUCUCGACUUCCGCCGACCAGAGAACAGACAGUUCUGGCUGGCUGGAUAUCACUAUCUGAAGAGUCUCAUUCGCAAGGGAACCUACCGAACAGCUCUGGAGUGGGCCAAGCUUCUUUACACGCUGGAUCCCAAGGACCCCUAUGCCAUGCGGCACUUUAUCCACGUCCUUGCAAUUCGAGCCCACGAGGCUCAAUGGCUGAUUGACUUUCUCAACGAGGUAGAAAAGACGAGUGAGAACCGAGACACAAUAUACCUAAGGCAAACCCUGGUGCUCGCUCACCUGCAGCUCGGCGAUACGACCCGCGCUGCCGAAGAACUCGAGAAGGGCAUGAGGCGAGUUCCUUGGCUAUACUGCGCGCUAUUCCAGGAACUGAACCUCGAUACACCGCCAUCCAUCUGGGGUAUUAACGCCGACUCCAAUGAAAGGUCGUUCUGGGUGAAACUCUACAUCCACCAGGCAAAGGAUCUCUGGAACAACGCUCAAGCCAUUCCAGUACUGGAAAGGGUAGCCAAUACCCUUGAAAAGGUAGACACGAGCGUGCUGCCCAAGGAUGACUCUCCAGCAGACCAGGGCGCCACACGGCUUGCCUUCCUCGAAGGGCAGACAUCCCUCAUGGCUUUGGCACCUCGAGAACUGCUCGAUGCCCAGCCCAACUACGAAUUCGACCCCCUGCCGCCUGCGGAAGCGGACAACAUAUUCACCAGCGAAGGGACACAACUGCCCUGGCGCGAGAGGCAGCGGCAGAACGAAGCUCCGCCCAGCGAAAUUGAGGCGCGUAUGCGUAACAUGUUUGCACGUCACGCGGCUGCGGCUGACAACGGCGCCGAGGGCGAUGACAUGGAACUUGCCGCCCUGCUCGACGACGAGGAGCUGCAGCGGGAUCUCGAGGAGCACGCACGUGCGGGCAACCAGGCGGGGCUUCUCAACCGACUGAUGCAGAUGCUUGGCGUGACAGCCGGCCCGACUGGUGAGGUCGAUGAGGCUGCUGCUGGACGUCAGGGGAAUGAAGAUGAAGAUGACAGGCCGGAGCGGCCUGGGUCGGAGGCGGAGCGUGGUCCGAACGGGGACGGCGUUCCAGGGGCUUGGCCCGAGGACGACCGGUGA
Messenger RNA from Fusarium keratoplasticum, 2097 nucleotides. RefSeq lists its product as uncharacterized. Gene Ontology annotation, molecular function: protein binding. The transcript has 2 exons. Lineage: Eukaryota; Fungi; Ascomycota; Sordariomycetes; Hypocreales; Nectriaceae. Gene Ontology annotation, cellular component: RQC complex. Gene Ontology annotation, biological process: ribosome-associated ubiquitin-dependent protein catabolic process; rescue of stalled cytosolic ribosome. The record is from RefSeq and is a predicted model, not a curated record. Bases 1 to 2097 code for a protein of 698 amino acids.